Nymphaea colorata (pocket water lily) is the source of this 1928-nucleotide messenger RNA. Its product is annotated as sucrose-phosphatase 1-like. The record is from RefSeq and is a predicted model, not a curated record. The coding region runs from base 337 to 1611 and encodes 424 amino acids. Gene Ontology annotation, biological process: sucrose biosynthetic process. The transcript is spliced from 9 exons. Gene Ontology annotation, molecular function: magnesium ion binding; sucrose-phosphate phosphatase activity. Lineage: Eukaryota; Viridiplantae; Streptophyta; Magnoliopsida; Nymphaeales; Nymphaeaceae.
GGGCGUAUCACGAAAAGUGUGUGCGUCAGUCAUCUGUUCUAGAUAACCGAACCCAAAAUAAAAGAUGAGAGACGGUGGCAAUCGAAGCAUGGUCCACGAGAAGAGGAUAUUAUCCAGAUAUAAUUCUCGGUCUCCCUGAGCAUCUAUCCCUUGAUUCUUUGGUUCUUCCUCUUGUCUUUGUUUGUCCCAUUGCUUCUAGUUUUAAACGCACCGUGUGUUGGAGUUUUUGGAGGAAAUUUCGAUUUGGCCUUCUUCCAGAAAGCUUUUCUCGGGAGUUACUGGUGACUACAAUUUUUUGCCUAUGCACAGAAUUGAAGGUGGGUUGUGCGUAGGAAAAUGGACAGAUUGUGUGGUCCUGCUCGUGUCAUGAUAGUCUCGGAUCUUGACCAUACGAUGGUUGAUCAUCAUGAUCCAGAUGAUUUGUCAUUGCUUAGGUUCAAUGCCUUAUGGGAAGCACAUUAUAGGCAUGACUCGCUGUUAGUUUUCUCUACUGGAAGAUCGCCUACACUUUACAGAAAGCUGAGGGAGCAGAAGCCAAUGCUAUCUCCUGAUAUAACUAUAAUGUCAGUGGGGACUGAGAUAACAUAUGGUGAAGCUAUGCUGCCAGAUGAUGGUUGGGAACAUGUGCUGAACCAGAAAUGGGAUAGGGAGAUAGUUAUUGAAGAAGCAUCCCAUCUUUCACAUCUCAAGUUCCAAUCACCAACUGAGCAACGACCGCACAAAGUUAGCUUCUAUGUGGAAAAGGAGCGUGCCCAGGAAGCAAUUGCCACAUUCUCAAAGACACUAAAGGAUCGUGGGUUAGAUGUGAAAAUCAUUUACAGUGGUGGCAUUGAUCUGGACAUUUUACCCCAAGGGGCUGGUAAAGGACAAGCUCUGGCAUAUUUACUCAAAAAGUUCAAUUCUGAGGGGAAGCUUCCCACAACUACUCUUGUAUGUGGUGAUUCAGGAAAUGAUGCAGAUCUUUUCAGUGUGCCAGACGUUUAUGGUGUCAUGGUCAGCAAUGCUCAAGAAGAACUAUUGCAGUGGCAUGCAGAAAAUGCGAAGGACAACCCUAAAAUAAUUCAUGCGACUGAGAGAUGUGCAUCUGGAAUUAUUGAAGCUCUUGGCCAUUUCAGGUUAGGAGCUGCCAUCUCUCCGAGGGACAUCACUGAUUAUUCUCAGUACAAGACAGAGGGUUUCAUUCCUGGGCUUGAAGUAGUAAAAUUUUAUUGCUUGUAUGAGAGAUGGUGCCGUGCUGAUACUGAAAAUUCAGAGAAGCAUCUGCAGGAUAUGAAACACACCUUUUCUGCGAAUGGAGUCACUGUCCACCCAUGGGGUGCUGAACAGUCCUUCUCCGAUGCUGUGGAGGCAUUAAGGAAUUGUUAUGGUGAUAAGCAGGGAAAACCAUUUCGGGUAUGGAUUGACAGGAUUUCAGGGCAACAAAUUCAUUCGGAUACAUGGGUUGUGAAGUUUCGUAAGUGGGAGUUUUAUGGGGAAGGGAGGCGAGGCUGCAUCACAACUGCUAUACUACAGUCAAAGGCCGGGCCAUCAGAACAGUGCGUCUGGCUUCAUCUGCAUCAGACAUGGCUAAAUGAGAUGGGAAUCAUGGAGGAGAGUGGGUGGAUAUUCUAGAAGGUGGGGAGAUGCCUUAUGCUGCACCACUUAUAUGUGUGAAAAUUUAUUUAUAUUAUCCAACAGGGGAGCAUUAUCUUUCUGAGUGCGAGUUAGCUGGUGUUUGGUUCAAUAAUGGUGCAUCUCCCGCGUAUUGAACUUCAAGCAUCGUGUUAACAAUGACCACCCAUACAAAAUAAGCGGUUCACCUGUUGUGUUUCUCAUUAUUUCUUUCAAAGUGACCAUGAUCUAGUAGUCCCACCUUGUUGCUGGGAGUGGACCUUCCACACGAUGUUAACCCUACUUUUCCCCACAUAAAUAAUGGAUCGUAUUCUUUA